Asparagus officinalis (garden asparagus) is the source of this 698-nucleotide messenger RNA. Its product is annotated as 1,3-beta-glucanosyltransferase gel3-like. The coding region runs from base 95 to 562 and encodes 155 amino acids. The record is from RefSeq and is a predicted model, not a curated record. Gene Ontology annotation, biological process: chloroplast organization; thylakoid membrane organization. The transcript is spliced from 5 exons. Gene Ontology annotation, cellular component: chloroplast. Lineage: Eukaryota; Viridiplantae; Streptophyta; Magnoliopsida; Asparagales; Asparagaceae.
UUUCUCUCUAACCUCGCUCGCGAAAUUUCUAAAGCUUUGCUCGCUGGUCUAAUCUAAUAAUAAAAGGAAAAGAGAUUUCUCUUUCAGCUUCAAUAUGAUACCUACGUUGAUUGCAAUUUCUCCGACCUUACCGUCUUUGUGUCCUCGAGGACAUGCAAAAGUUAGGCAAGAUAAGAGGCUCCAAGCUAGUAAUUCUUUCCUGCCAAUGCCAGAUAUUCGAUCUAAACUUUGUAAAGGUGGUCGGAUUUCUUAUGCGCGGCGACAACCGCAUAAAGCAAGGAUAUGUGCUGCUUCCCUGAAUGCAACUUGCGCAGCUGAGCAAACCCAAACCGUGAAGCGUGAAUCAUCAAAAAUAACAAUUUCUCCCCUUCAUGGCACACACACCCCGAAGCUCGAUGAUGGAGGCAACGGAUCCCCUCCAGAGGACGGUGGCGGAGGCGGCGGAGGCGGUGGUGGAGGAGGCUCUGAAUCUUCUGGCGGUUUCUUCUUGUUCGGUUUUCUUUUGUUUCUGAGCUACCUCAGAGACCAGGAUGAGGAGUUGGCUUAUAGAAAUCAAAGAUGAAUUAAUUAAUGAUCCAUUAAUACCUUUUGUAUACUUUCUUCCUUUCUCACUGUCGUGUUGUUUUUUAGGAUCGAGAAUGUAAUAAGACUGGUACAUUGCUUAUACAGAGUAAAAUAAAAUGCAGAGGUUAGUAGUA